Molecule: messenger RNA, 300 nt
Organism: Rangifer tarandus platyrhynchus (Svalbard reindeer)
Lineage: Eukaryota; Metazoa; Chordata; Mammalia; Artiodactyla; Cervidae
Source: the annotation of a GenBank genome assembly
AUGAGGCGUGUGUGGCCCUUUCUUAUUUCACCAAAAGAUGACACGGAUCUGAUCUAUGACCUUGACAUUUUUUCCACCACAGCUGUCCAUCAGCGUGGCUGGUUUCAUGGUAUCGGGGUGCACAGGGAAGGUCGGGCAGAGUGCUUCCGUGCCUCUCUGGUGGGUGAGGCCUCCCCUCCAAGCGUCUCUCACCCCAUUGUGACGUGGGCUGCACAGAGCCCAGCACAGUCCAUCCUUCAGCCCCCGCAUCCGCCGCCUUCUCCUGAUCCUCGUGGUCCUCCUCACCUGCUCCCCACGUAG